AUGAAGUUCAACAAGGAGAAAUGUGACGUCCUGCACCUGGGGAGGAACAACCCCAGGCACCAAUAUGUGCUGGGGGGCAACCACCUGGAAACCAGCUUGGUAGAAAAGGACCUGGGGGUCCUGGUGGACAACAGGUUGAAAAUGAGCCAGCAAUGGACCCUUGCUGCAAAGAAUGCCAAUGAAUAUUCAGAAGCUGUUCCUGGUCUCCCCACUUCAUAUGCUGCUAUCCUAAGAAUCAAAUCUGGUAGUUCAUCUUUAGCCUCAUUUAAUACAAAGAACAGACCACGAUUAAGCAGUCCUUCAUUAGGAAGUGUAUCUUCACCAGGCUGGAGAGGAGCUGCACAACAUUAUCACUCCCCAACAAACCUCUACCACUUUUCAGAGGCCUUCAAACAUGAUGAAAGUGUUGAUUAUGGGCCAGUGUUUCUACAAGAGCCAGAUGAUGUGAUUUUUCCAACUGAUUCUGAGGAGAAGAAAGUAUCUCUGAAUUGUCAAGCUCGUGGAAAUCCUACUCCCACAUACAGAUGGCUUCGAAAUGGAACUGAAAUCAACAUUGAAAGUGAUUAUCGCUUCAGUUUAAUAGAAGGAAGUUUGAUCAUCAACCACCCCAGUGAAACGAAGGAUUCUGGACAGUAUCAGUGUUUAACCACCAACAUGUUUGGCAGUAUUUUAAGCAGAGAGGCUGUUCUUCAGUUUGCAUAUCUGGGGAAUUUCAGUGGUCGGACAAGAAGUGCUGUUUCUGUACGUGAAGGUCAAGGAGUUGUUCUAAUGUGCUCCCCUCCACUUCAUUCACCAGAGAUCAUCUAUAGCUGGGUAUUUAAUGAAUUCCCAUCUUUUGUGGCAGAAGACAGCAGACGCUUCAUCUCUCAGGAGACAGGCAAUCUCUACAUCUCCAAGGUGCAAACAUCUGAUGUUGGCAGCUAUAUAUGCUUGGUGAAAAACACAGUGACAAAUGCCAGAGUUUUGAGUCCUCCUACACCUCUGACACUGAGAAACGAUGGUGUGAUGGGGGAAUAUGAACCAAAAAUAGAAGUCCAUUUUCCUUACACAGUUACAGCUGCAAGGGGAACCACUGUUAAGAUGGAGUGUUUUGCACUUGGCAACCCUGUUCCAACGAUCUCUUGGAGGAAAGUUAAUGGUCAUAAUCCAAGUAAAGCCCGCCUGAGAAAAUCCCAAGCUGUGCUUGAAAUACCUAAUGUGCAGCUAGAGGACGCAGGAAUGUACGAAUGUAAGGCUGAAAACUCUCGUGGAAGAAAUGUCUUCAGAGGACAACUGCAAGUGUACACCUAUCCACAUUGGGUGGAGAAACUUAAUGAUACUCAGUUAGACAGUGGAGAUCAGCUCCGAUGGGAAUGUAAAGCCACCGGAAAGCCAAGGCCUACAUAUCGUUGGCUGAAAAAUGGAGUUCCUCUCUGGCCACAGAGCAGGAUUGAGAUGGUUAAUGGUGUUCUGACGAUCCACAGUGUGAAUCUUUCAGAUGCUGGAAUGUAUCAGUGCUUAGCAGAAAACAAGUAUGGCACCAUUUAUGCCAGUGCCGAGCUGAAGAUUUUAGCUUCAGCUCCCACUUUCCCACUAAAUCAAAUGAGGAAAACCAUAAUUAUUACCAAGGGCCAAGAAAUUGUCAUUGAGUGCAAGCCACAAGCCUCUCCAAAGCCAACUAUCACUUGGAAGAAAGGAGACAAAGCAUUAAGGGAGAGUAAGAGGAUAACUAUUCUUCCACAUGGGAGCCUGCGAAUCCUGAAUGCUUCCAAGUCUGAUGAAGGACGGUACUUAUGCCAAGGUGUAAAUGUAUUUGGAUCUGCAGAAAUCAUUGCAUCAGUAUCUGUUAAAGAACCUACAAGAAUAGAGCUGACUCCCAAGAAGAUAGAGUUAACGGUUGGAGAAAGUAUUGUCCUCAGUUGCAAAGCCCUUCAUGACAGCACACUAGAUGUCACUUUCUAUUGGACACUCAACGGGCAGUCAAUUGACUUUGAAAAAGAAGGUGGACAUUUUGAAAGCAUCAAGGCACAAGCGUCCUCUGCAGAUUUAAUGAUCAGGAACAUCCUCCUGAUGCACGCCGGGAGAUAUGGCUGCAGGGUUCAGACCGCAGCGGACACUGUGUCAGAUGAGACAGAGCUGCUUGUUAGGGGUCCUCCUGGUCCCCCAGGGGUUGUAAUAGUGGAGGAAAUUACAGACACCACAGCAACACUCUCCUGGAGUCCUGGGGCAGACAAUCACAGCCCUAUCUCCCUCUACAACCUGCAAGCACGCAGUCCAUUUUCUCUUGGCUGGCAGACCGUAAAAACAGUUCCAGAUGUGAUAAGUGGUGACAUGGAGUCUGCUAUGGCUGUCGAACUGAACCCUUGGGUGGAGUAUGAGUUCAGAGUUGUAGCAACCAACAAAAUUGGGACCGGAGACCCAAGUGCACCAUCGCGAGUGAUCAGAACCAACGAAGCAGUUCCAAAGACACCUCCAGCUAAUGUAAGUGGCAGAAGUGGAAGGCGACAUGAAUUAGUAAUAGCAUGGGAGCCAGUGUCAGAAGAGUUUCAGAAUGGAGAAGGAUUUGGAUAUAUUGUAGCCUUCAGACCCAAUGGAACACGUGGCUGGAAGGAAAAAAUGGUGACAUCUUCAGAUGCCUCAAAAUUCAUCUACAGAGAUGAAAGUGUGCCACCUCUGACUCCUUUUGAGGUGAAAGUUGGUGUUUACAACAACAAAGGAGAUGGUCCCUUCAGCCCUAUUGUGGUCAUCUGCUCAGCUGAAGGAGAACCCACUGCUGCUCCCAUCGAUGUCAAAGCUACGAGUUUGUCUGUAUCAGAGAUUCUUGUUGCGUGGAAACAUAUUAAAGAAAGUCUAGGAAGACCACAGGGAUUUGAGGUUGGUUACUGGAAGGACAUGGAGCAGGAAGAAGCAGCAGAAAAGGUCAAAACUGAGGGAAAUGAGUCAUCCAUCCUCUUGACAGGAUUAGAAGGAAACACAUUAUAUCACCUAACGGUGAGGGCGUACAAUGCUGCAGGGUAUGGACCACCUAGCACUGCAGUGCGUGCAGCAACCAAGAAGUCCCCUCCCAGCCAAGCACCAAGCAAUAUUAUGUGGAUACAGGAUGGCUCUCAUGUGUCUCUUGGGUGGGAGCCAGUCAGACCUCUAGCUAAUGAAUCUGAUGUAAUGGGAUACAAGGUAUUAUUUAGGCAAGAAGGCCAGAGCAACAGUCAAGUUAUAGAAACACAGAAAACCUCUGCGGUGGUACUUCUUCCUGAUGUUGGUGUCUACAUCAUUGAGGUCUGUGCAGUCAGUGAAGGAGGGGAUGGGACUGCGAGUCCCCAGAUCAGAGUUCCAUCUUUUUCAGGAGGGAAAGUAACAAGUGCUCAAUCCACCUUACAUGUGUUGUCUACUUCCUCGUCCUCUGUAACAUUGCUUUUGGCACUGAUGGUUCCUUCAACCUCAUGGUGA
Molecule: messenger RNA, 3426 nt
Organism: Gymnogyps californianus (California condor)
Lineage: Eukaryota; Metazoa; Chordata; Aves; Accipitriformes; Cathartidae
Gene: CNTN5
Product: contactin 5
Exons: 23
Coding region: 1-3426 (1141 amino acids)
Biological process (GO): brain development; cell-cell adhesion
Molecular function (GO): cell-cell adhesion mediator activity
Source: RefSeq, a predicted model, not a curated record